Messenger RNA from Dichotomopilus funicola, 852 nucleotides. RefSeq names its product Alpha/Beta hydrolase protein. The transcript is spliced from 3 exons. The record is from RefSeq and is a predicted model, not a curated record. Bases 1 to 852 code for a protein of 283 amino acids. Lineage: Eukaryota; Fungi; Ascomycota; Sordariomycetes; Sordariales; Chaetomiaceae. Gene Ontology annotation, molecular function: hydrolase activity.
AUGAGGACUCCUGCUGUUUCGGUCGUUGGCACCGCGCUGCUUCUCGCAGGAGGAGCGGUCGCUAAGCGUCACGGACAAUCCGAUACUACUUGUGUGGAUGGCUCACUCGUGGCCCAUACUGGCGAUCCGCUUGGGGAAGAAGUGGUUACGAAUGAUAACAUCACGCUGUACAUCACGAAGCCCGAUCAGGAGAAUCAACGGGCUAAGGCAAGAGCGGGCACCGCCGUGUUGUACCUGUCCGACGUCUUCGGCCUUGCCUUGCCCGAGAACAAACUCCUCGCGGACAGCUACGCGCGUGCCGGCUACCUAACCAUCGCCCCCGACCUUUUCGCCGGCGAGCCAGCCCCCGGCGACAUCAACGUGCCCGGCUUCAACACCACCGCUUUCCUCGCCGCCCACGAACCAUCCGUGACCGACCCCAUCAUCGCCUCCGCCCUCACCUACCUCCGCACCGAACUCAACGUCACCCGCGUCGCCGCACCUGGAUACUGCUUCGGCGGCCGGUACGCCUUCCGCCUGCUCUCCCCGUCGCCGAUCGAGGGCGCCUGGACCGAAGCCAUCGACGUUGCGUUCGCCGCGCAUCCGAGUUUGUUAGAGAGCGGGGAGAUCACCGCGAUUGGCGCGCCUGUUGCGAUUGCCUCGGCGGACAAUGAUACGUUGUUUACGGCGGAGGCGAGGGCGGCUGCGGAGCAGGACCUGUUUGGGGUUGGACAGCGGUAUCAGGUGAAUCUGUAUUCGGGCACGGAGCAUGGGUUUGGGGUGCGGGUAGAUUUGACGGAUGAGCAGCAGAAGUAUGCGAAGGAGGAGGCGUUUGUCCAGGCGGUUAAGUGGUUUGAUCGGUUUUUGGUGUAA